This is a messenger RNA of Ahaetulla prasina, 8652 nucleotides long. It is a transcript of the gene LNPEP, whose product is annotated as leucyl and cystinyl aminopeptidase. The record is from RefSeq and is a predicted model, not a curated record. Gene Ontology annotation, biological process: proteolysis; peptide catabolic process. The transcript is spliced from 18 exons. Gene Ontology annotation, molecular function: peptide binding; zinc ion binding; metalloaminopeptidase activity. The coding region runs from base 563 to 3643 and encodes 1026 amino acids. Gene Ontology annotation, cellular component: cytoplasm. NCBI's taxonomy places the organism in Eukaryota, Metazoa, Chordata, Lepidosauria, Squamata, Colubridae.
GAAAAAAACGCCCCAAGGUUCUCUGGAUCAGGCGCAGCCGCCCCUGAAUUCAAGCCACUCGCCUAGGCCUCCUCAAGCGGGUCCUGAAGCGUUGAGAGGAGGUGGACUCGGCGGCCUCUAAACAGCCCAUCCCUAAGCAGGGGAGGGGUUGCAGAAGCUGGGAAGCAGAAAAUGGUUGAGGGCUGUCCCUGCCCUCGACAUCGAGCCGCCGGAGCCCUUCGGCUGGGAGGGGAAGCGAGCCGAGUGGGCAGCGGACCAGCGCUCCCUCCCGAGACCGUCCUCCUGCUCCCGUCAUAGGGCUUGUUAUUCUGUAGGCAGCGGCGACAGCGGCUGCUGCUGCACGAAGGCUCCCUGCAGGACCGCAAAGGGCCGGCAGCCGCGUCCGCCUCGGUAACAUGCAGCUGCGAGAGGAGGAGGAAGAGGAGGAGGAGCAGGCCAAGGUGUGAGGAGGAGCCGCGGCGGCCUCUGCUUCUGCUUUGUUUUGGUUUCGGACGUGGUUUUUUUUUUUUUUUGGUCUUUUCCGCCCUUUUCGUGUUUUGGCUCGCCUCGCAGGAGGAAGAAAAUGGAGUCCUUCCCCAGUAGCGAUCGAGUUCAGUUACCUAGAAAUAUGAUUGAAAACAGCAUGUUUGAGGAAGAGCCUGAUGUGGUUGACUUGGCUAAAGAGCCUAGCUUGCAUCCUUUGGAGCCCGAUGAGGCAGAAUAUGAACCAAGAAGUUCUCGUCUUCUUGUACGUGGUCUUGGAGAUCAUGAAAUGGAUGAGGAUGAAGAGGAUUAUGAAUCGUCAUCAGCCAAACUUCUGGGAAUGUCUUUCAUGAAUAGAAGUACUGGUCUGCGAAGUAAUAUGGCUGGUUAUAGGCAACGUUCAGAUGGAUCGUGUUCUGCUCCAUCCGUAAGGACCACAAUAAUCUGUGCAGUUGUUCUUGUGAUUGCUGUCUCCGUAAUAAUGGCGAUCUAUCUUCUCCCCAAGUGCACUUUUACCAAAGAAGGUUGUCACAACAAAAACCACACAAUGGAAGAUAUAUAUCCUUUUGCAACUAAUGGAAAACCAUUUCCAUGGGCUCAUUUUAGGCUUCCAGAAUUUGUUGUUCCAACACAUUAUGAUAUUGUUCUGCAGCCAAAUCUAACCACAAUGAGGUUUACAGGUUCUGUUCAAAUAACUGUGGAAGUUAUCCAGGUUACUAUGCAUGUUAUACUUCAUAGUUCAAAGCUUAAUAUUACCAAGGUAACAUUUGUUUCACUGGGUUCAAGCCAGCCAAAACCAGCUGAUUUCCUGGAAUAUCCAAUGAACGACCAGAUUGCAAUUAUAGCUCCAGAAGCUCUUCUUGUAGGACAUCAAUAUAAGAUCAGCAUAGAGUAUUCCUCUAAUUUAUCAGACACUUACUCUGGCUUUUACAAAAUUGCCUUUAAGAAUAACAACUCAACAAGUUGGCUUGCAGCAACUCAGUUUGAGCCCUUAUCAGCAAGAGCAGCAUUCCCUUGUUUUGAUGAACCAGCAUUCAAAGCCAAUUUUCAAGUCAAAAUCAACAGAGAAGAUCAACACAUUGCUCUGUCAAAUAUGCCAAAGAAAUCAACCAAUCUCUUGGCAAGUGGAUUAUAUCAAGAUGAAUUCUUUGUGAGCUUGAAAAUGAGCACUUACUUAGUAGCUGUCAUUGUUGGAAACUUCAACUGUACCAGUAAGGAAACAAAUGGGAUUCUGGUGUCUGUUUAUGCUGUACCACAAAAGCUUGGGCAGACUGAGUAUGCCUUGAACACAGCAGUGAAGCUUCUUGAAUUUUACCAGAAAUAUUUUAACAUAACAUAUCCAUUUAACAAAAUAGAUCUAGUAGCUCUUCCAGAUUUUCAGGCUGCAAGUAUGGAAAAUUGGGGUUUGAUCACUUUUCGAGAGACAGCACUCCUUUAUGAUGAUAAUACUUCUUCAGCAUUUGAUAAAAAGAGAGUGACAGCAGUUAUUGCUCAUGAGCUAGCCCACCAGUGGUUUGGUAAUCUGGUAACAAUGGAGUGGUGGAAUGACCUGUGGCUGAAUGAAGGAUUUGCUACUUUUAUGGAAAAUCUUGCCAUGAAGAUAGUCUUUCCAGAUUUGUAUACUGAUGACAUUUUUUUAAAUCUGCAAUUUAAGACCAUGGAAAAAGAUUCUAUGAAUUCAUCUCACCCAGUUUCCCUUCCUGUCAACUCAUCAGCAGAGAUUGAACAAAUGUUUGAUGUAGUCUCCUACAUCAAGGGAUCUUCUCUCUUGUUUAUGUUAAAAAACUAUCUUCAUAAAGAUGUUUUCCAAACUGGCAUUCAGAUCUAUCUGCAUGACUACAGCUAUAAUUCCACGUGCAGUGAUAACUUAUGGAACAGUUUGAAUAAGGCGACACAUGGAACCCCUGAUGUAAAAACAAUUAUGAACACUUGGACAAUUCAGAAAGGAUUUCCAUUGGUGACCGUCAAAAGGGAAGGGAAAAAAAUCAUCUUGAAGCAGGAAAGAUUUGUGCAUAAUACAGAACUGGGAGAUCAAAUCUUAUCUUCAAGUUAUUUGUGGCAGAUCCCUCUUUCUUAUAUCACAAACAAUGACAACUCAUCCCUCCCUUUGCAGACAUAUUUACUGGAUAAAAAGACAGGUGUAAUUGAGUACCCUCAUGAAUUAGAGUGGGUGAAGUUCAAUGUGAACGGAAAUGGUUACUAUAUUGUGCAUUAUGAUGAUAAUGACUGGAUUGCUCUAAUUCAACUACUGAAGACAAAUCCCAGUAUUUUUGAUCCCAAAGACAGAGCCAAUUUGAUUCAUAAUAUAUUUAUUCUGGCUGGGGUAGGAAAAGUCUCUUUGACCAUGGCUUUCAAUCUAACAGACUAUAUAGUGAAAGAAAGCAGCACGGCUCCAAUCAUGCAAGCUUUAUACCAAACCAGUCAUAUCUUCAAUUUAGUUGAGAAACGGGGAAUGCUGGAUCUCUCAGCCAGAGUGUUGUAUAGGAUUGAAAAAUUAUUUGGAGAGAAGAUUGAACAAGAAACAUGGAACAAUAAUAAGACCCUCUCAGAACUAGAGCUACAAUCAAGUCUACUAAAUUUUGCCUGUUCCUAUGAUUUAAGAAAGUGUAGUUCAAUUGCUUCUAAUCUAUUUAAGACAUGGAUGGACUCCAAUGGGACAGAAAGCAUUCCGACAAAUGUUAUGAAGAUCAUAUUCACAGCUGGAGCAAAAACUGAAGCUGGCUGGCAAUUUCUUUUAAAAAUGUAUUCUUUUGUGGAUUCUGAACCAGAAAAACUUGAAAUUCUUGAAUCACUGGCCAGCACAAGUGAUGUUAAAAAACUUAUCUGGUUAAUGCAAACAAGCCUGCAAGGAAUUGUCAUCAGAUCCCAGGAUCUUCCAACUGUCAUAAAAACUAUCAGUCAGAAUUUGCCUGGACAUUUAUUGGCAUGGGAUUUUGUCAAAGAAAAUUGGGAUCAGCUUAUCAAAAAGUUUCACCGUGGAUCAUACACUAUUGAAAGCAUUGUAACUUCAACAACGUGUCAGUUCUCCACACUAGAACAUCUGCUAGAGGUUAAGUCAUUCUUUGAAUCAAAGUCAGAGGAAACUGCUCAGUUGCCGUAUGUCCGAGAAGCUAUUGAGACAAUUCAACUGAAUAUUCAGUGGAUGGAAAAAAACUUGGCACUCCUUGAAAAAUUGCUAUAGUAAUCAUAAUUCUCUUAUAGCUUAUAUUAAUCACUAGGAAUGCUGCAACUCUUUGGUCUUUUGCUUUUGAAAAAAAAAAGUUAAACAUGAGCAAUGCAAUUUUUGUUUUUUGCACUGUGAGAGGGGGUUGUAGUUAGCUCAGGGUUAAUCUCUUCUGAAUUGGCUCUCUUUGGAGUAUUUGUGGACUGGAUAUAAUUGCUAAUAAGGGAAAAGCUCAUUUUGACCAGAUAUUUACAUCAAACAAGGAUACUAUAAUAACUUUUAAAAUUUAAGUACAGUUCCCUUUCAUUGCAGGAAAAUGGAAUUCCAUUUCUACUUAUAGAGUACAGUUUUACUUAAUGAAAAAACAAGAGAGCAAGACAAACACUCCUGAGACCUGCUUUUUCUUUGCAAAAUUCAGUUUGGUCUUUCUCACUGUGCAUAAUUUCCUGAAUUGUAAAUAAUGUCUCUGUUGUAAAGCAUUUUUAUCACCAUUAUAAGCAGUGGCUAAAACACAAUAAGGUGAAUAGGGGAAGUAAAAAGUAAAAUUUGGGGAGUUCUGGGUUGAUUUAUCUAAGUAUUUUCUAGAAAUUAUGCAAAUACCAGAAUUUUUUAAUUUGUCUACAACAUGGCUAGAUGUUACUAGUACAGUGUACUGAAUAAGUUAAAUUACCUUUUGUAAACAUAAGUAAAAUGUUAAGAGAGUUAUGCUGAACCUGACCAUAGAGGUUUUCAAAAAGGUUAUAAAUGAAAGGUUAUAAAUUAUAGGUUGGAGAAUGUUUUAUACAGUUUUCAGAGUCCAGUUUUGUUUCUCUUGAUUUAGCUGCCUAAAAGUAUGUAAAACACUGAUUCAGCAAUUUCAGAAUUAUUGGUUUGGGAAUUGCCUGGUUUUAAUUCCUAUCAAUAUUGACCUGAUGUUUCCCAUUUUUCUGUACUUAGAUAUUUCUGAAACUAGAUCAUGCCUGUGCUUUGACCAAAGUAACUAUUUGUUAAAUCAUGAGACAUGCUGUUUGUGUCACCCAUCCUUGUUCUAAAAUAUUUCAUUGAAAAUAAAGCAUGCCAUAUUAAUAUAAGAAAUUAUCCCGUACUUGUGAAACUCUUCUACCCUUUGCUGACUUUUAUAGUAAAAUAAGAAAUUGGUAUUUGAGACAUUAUUGUCAACAAUUUUCUAUGGUAUCCAAUAUAAUUCUAAAAUCCCCCAAUAAAAUAUUACAUUAUAAGAAAAAUUGAGAGAAAUAAAAACAGUUGGAAAAAAAAGAAAUGUGUUGAUUUAGGCCAGUUUUCCCAACUUGAUGUUUUUAAAAUGUUUUAGAAUUAUAAAUUCCAAAAUACUUAGCUAUCAUGUUGAGAUUUUCAGUUCUGAGAUUUGUAGUUCCAAGACAUCUUAAGGGACACCAGAUAGGUAGUGCCUUUAAUCAGCUAUAGAGUACUCUUAGUUUCUAAAUUUUUUCCUAUCAAAGCAGAUAAUCUAAGAUGCUCUUUCUUCAAGCAUAUGUGAACUUGGAAAGGUAUGGAUCCAAUUUGAUGCAGCUUUUGAGACAUGCUUUUUUCUCAGGAUGGGGGGUUGGGGGGGAAACCCAGUUUUCCCGGAAAUGUAUAUAGAUUCUACCUUAAAAACAGUCAGAAGAUUACUACUGAUUUUAAUUCAUUUUUCAUGGAGGAUUACAUACACUGGAACAUUUUAGAUCUCAUUAUUUCUGUGCCAUAAAAUCCAAUGUUUCAUAAAUCAGUAUUAGGUAGUGUAUUUUCUUUCUUCAUAGUAUUCCAGAAAUUGAAUAUAAGUGUGGUAAAGCUGAUAUGACGUUUGUGUUACAAAUAAUUCAAAGUGAAGGACAUUGCUGUAGAAUAUACAAAAUUCAGUGUUUGAAUCACUUUGGGGUCAAUAAGAAAAAGACAGUUUUCUAGAUUAAGAGAAUCAUUUGAAACCAAUUCCGCUUAAUUAUGAAUUUAAUGUAAAAACAUAAACUAGAUCAGUUGUUUUCAAUUAUAUUUCAACUAUAUUGAAAACAGGGAAAGAAAAAAAAUCUAGUUUUAGUACUUCUGAUUCUCUAAUAUACUGUUUUCAUUGCAAGUGAAUAGCUCAACUUAAUUUUGGUUGAAAAUAACUCAUCUUGAUACCCCCAAAAUUGAAAAUUGUCUGACUUCACAAUGUGAAGAACAUCUAACCUGAUUUCUCUCAUAUGUUUUGUUUGCCACUUACAUUUUUGUAUAUUCCCUCCCUCCCUCCCUCUGCUUUUUUGUUAGAUCAUCUGACACUUAAAAUCAUAUGUAGUUGUAUUUGCUACUGGAAAUGUGAACUUGACUUGAAAAUGUAGCACACAUAUGUUCUAAAUUAGAAUAUUUUAUUUUAAAUGAAAGCACUGAUAUUUUGAAAAUACUUUCAAUUAUUUAUCUUUUUUAAAAUAAUUGCGGCUUGGUUUUGAUUUACAUUUGAUUAAUUGUGCUUACAUAGAGAAACAUAUUUAAAAAUAAUAGUGUAUAGAUUUGGGAUUUGGUCCUUAUCAAAGCACUUAGUAAACUGAUUUAUUUCCAACGAAGUUUGAUUUCCAACAUUGGAUAAUCUGGAAGAGUUGGGUUUUCUGAAGAAUUUUGUGUAAUAGAAUGAAAUGCUUUUAUCCAGUUCAAAAAUUAGGGGUGACUUUAAUAGAAUAGAGAAUUUUCUACUAAAUCAAGAACUAAUUAAAGUAAGUUGAACAUCCUCUAUUUUCUUUAUGGCUUCUUAACUUAGAAAUGCCUGAUUCUAAAUCUUGAUCAAAGCUUUUGUGCUGUUUUGAAAUCUUAACAUCUUCUACAUGUAUCCUGUUGGAAGUGGCAGUGUAUUUUGUUUUGAUUUUUCCUCUCCUAAAAUCCCUUACUUUACUAUAGAAAUACAGUGUAGAAUGAUACAAACUAUAUACUGUAUGUCCAACCCCCCAAUUAGGUUCAAAGUUUUCUGUAAUAGAUGAGAUUGGUAUUGGGGGAAACAUGAAUGAGAUCAAUUGGUUGUGUUUUCAAUCUGUUUGAAAACAUAGUACACGUGCCUUAAAGUAUAAGUAUAGUAAAAAAUAAAUAAUGGAAGUCUAUUUUUCUUAAAAGCCUUUCAUAGUUACAAAUCUCCAUAACUUUGAAGAUUAUUGAGAGCAUGCCUUGGGCCUCCAAAAUCUAAUAUUAGUUAGUUGGAUAACAUGGAAAAUUGUUGAACAAAAAGGUUUUCAGUGAAGGAAAACCUUUUUGUUCAACUUACCAACAUGUCGGUUUGAAUGUUUAAAAAACAAAACAAAAAAAAUGAUUUUGGUCUUUGUAGCCAUGAAUUUCACAGAACUUUAAAUAGCCAAGGGCAUUGAAUAGGAAUGGCCAGUUUCUUUUCUUUAGUGUUAAGAAGUGUGUAUACUUAAAAUGCACAUGGGGCAUUGUGUGUUUUUCUAUAUGUUUGCAUUGAAGCAUUUUAUUAACGAGAUAAUUAAGGCUUAUCCCAAUAAUCUGGCUUUGUGGAUAAAAUUUAUAGCUCUCUAUAUUUGAAGUACAUCUUUUAAGUCGACAAACUUUGGAGAAAUACUCAAUUAUUUGCAUCUUGAAUAUGUUUAUAUAUACAUGCAUACCAAUAUAUGUGUGUAACACAGAUAACUUUUCUGCCUAUUUUAUUUCACAUUGAACGACUGGGCCUGUCCAGUAUAUCAUCAUAAUUACUCCAAAAGUUAUAGUUGUGUUUCUCAAAAACCAUUCUUUUUUCAACAUGUUUGGGGAGAAAAUUAUUAGAUACAUACAAUGGGAGAGUCACUAUAGUAGCUAUAUUUAAAUUUUUUUAAUGUAAAGGAAAAUAUAGUUUUAUCCUGUCUCCACAUAUUAGAUUUUGGAGGCCCAAGGCAUGCUACCAAAAGGCCAAAUAUAACUCUUGGUCCCAAAAAUAAUUGAGAUAUUAUGUACACAUGUAUGUGCCUCUUUCUCAAAUGUUGAACUGGAUAUGGGGAAGGCAUACAUUAAGAAGAAUAGGAUUGGUAAAUUUGUUCUUCUCUCUCCAUAUAUAACUGUAUGCAUAGAGUUCAGCAUAUAUAGCAUAAAGUUUACUCCAAUAUUUAAAAUCAGUUUUUGUUUUCUUUGAAAUAGGUGCCAGACGUAAAACCCAAAUCUGUAUUCAUCCUAGAAUUCAAAAUUAUCAAGUUUGAGCAUUACAGUUUGUUUUCUUCUGACAUUGGGAGACAAAUUUCUCCUGUGCCAUUUUGUGAUCUCUAUGGAAUUUUGGGGACAAAAUGCUAUGCAUAGUAAUCUGUCAUUUAAUUUAUGGUUUUGGAAUUAGAGUGUUCCAAAUAAUAUUUUUGAAAAGAUAUUCCAUUAUGGUUGUUGUAUGGGUAUGUGUAAAAGGGCCUUAAAAGUGCAGGUUUCAGCUAUAAAUUUGUACAUCUGUAGCCAUAUUGUGGCUGUAAUUCUGUCAAAAUGAACACAAAAUAAUCCAGCCAUUUGAAAUUGCCCAUCCCCAAAGUUAUAUUUUUUUUACUUCAAAUAAUGAAACUGCUUUAUUUUUGAAUGCUCUCAAAGCUACUACCUUUUAACUGUAAUUUAACUGUAAAUGUAAUGUUAGUAUCUUUAUACAGCUGUGGGAGAUGAAAUUCAUGUAAUAGAUCUUGCUGCUUUUAAAAAAGCCUGCUCCAUCACAGGUGAAAUUGGACAUGUACUGUGAGGCUAAUACUUGAAAGAAUGUGGCCUUAUUUUAUUUUAAAAACAUUGUGUUAUAUAGGAUGCUGACCCAUAUAUAUUUAUAUGACUGUCUUCCACCUGUUCCGUGUUAGAACAAUCCUGCCUCCAAUGAUAGACUGGUUUUUAAAAAUCCUUCUGGAAGAUGUUAUCUUUCACUGCACUCUGAACUUUUAAAAAUUGCUUCAUUUAAGAAUACAUUUUUGUACAUAUUUCACUAAUGGUUGGCCUCAUAUCAAUGUUUAGAUAUAUGCUACUUAAUUUCCACUUCAAAUGCUAAUUGAUAGUCUUCCAAACAUGCAUAUAGUUCUUAAAAAAAUGCUUGCUGAUGUUUUAUCCAUUAUAUGUUUAUAAUGUUUUAU